GUCGGAAGUGACAUCAGUGCCGGAAGUGUAACGCCGCGACCUUGCGGGCGUGUGGCAAAAUGAGGAUCGAGAAGUGCUAUUUCUGCUCGGCGCCCGUGUAUCCGGGCCAUGGCGUCAUGUUCGUCCGCAACGACAGCAAGAUUUUCAGAUUCUGCAGAUCAAAAUGUCAUAAGAAUUUUAAGAAGAAGCGUAACCCAAGAAAGGUCAGGUGGACAAAGGCCUUCCGCAAGUCAGCUGGCAAGGAAUUGACAGUGGAUAAUUCAUUUGAAUUUGAAAAACGUAGGAAUGUGCCAGUCAAGUACCAGAGAGAACUGUGGUCUAUGUCAGUUAAAGCAAUGAAGAGAGUUGAGGAAAUCAAACAGAAGCGCCAAGCAAGAUUUAUUAUGAACAGGUUGAAGAAAAAUAAAGAGUUACAAACAAAGGCAGACAUCAACGAGGUCAAACAGAACAUCCAUCUCAUCAAGGCUCCUCAUGCAGAAAAGUCAAAGAAGUUGGAGGAAAAGAUAGUGGAGACUUUGCAGGAAGAUAUGGAAAUGGCAGAAGAUUCAUAACCGUAUCUGCUGAUGGCCAGAUCCCAUCAGUUUCACUCUGUUGAGCUACCGAUAUAAAUAUAGCUAAUUUAUCUUCGAGUGACGUAACAAUCCUUUGCAAAUUUGACCGACUCACAUCAGAUUUCCUAGUCAUGUCCUUCCAGGCUCUAGUUGACCUCCAUGAAAUUGAUUAUUAAAUAUUAAGAAAGCUCUUUGCCUCAGCAAGACGAAUGAUGACUGGUGGAUAAAAAGAACAUUUGGAAACGGUCUCUGUGGUUUUGAAAAAUCUGAUUAUACUUUUUUCUGUUCCAUAAUAAAUGUUCUGUUCCAUAAGUAUGACAAGUAUAUUUUUAAAACGUUUGUGACUGAUCUGCUAGCUUCAAAUGUAAGCUAGACAUGGAAAAUUCUAGUCAGUCAUUAAAUUAAAAGCAAACUGAUUUAUUGAGUUGAGGGAAUUGUAAUAUUUAUGCAAUUAUUUUGCUUUCUCACUUUUCUAGUUAAAUUCCAUAAACUCUAUAUUCUAUCUUAUUACUGAGCAAUGUUUGUUGUAUAUGACGCCUCAGAUCUCUUCAUUCAACCUUUAUUUACAGAUCACUAUAUUUUCUCCUUCAUGCUAGUCCUUUUGUUAAAUGCCACACUAUGGGUUGACUGCCCUUGAGUUAGUCUCAUGUUAUUAUUCUCUUAAUGAAGAAUAUCUUGGUCAUUAAUAAAUUCAAUUAUUCAGUA
This is a messenger RNA of Hypanus sabinus (Atlantic stingray), 1256 nucleotides long. It is a transcript of the gene rsl24d1, whose product is annotated as ribosomal L24 domain containing 1. Gene Ontology annotation, cellular component: nucleolus. Gene Ontology annotation, biological process: ribosomal large subunit biogenesis. The transcript has 6 exons. The coding region runs from base 60 to 551 and encodes 163 amino acids. The record is from RefSeq and is a predicted model, not a curated record. Lineage: Eukaryota; Metazoa; Chordata; Chondrichthyes; Myliobatiformes; Dasyatidae.